GGGUACCUCAUGUGACAAGCCCAGUAUCUUUUUAAAGUCAAUUUAACGGAGGUCUCUUUGCUGCCUUCAAACCUUUGGAGGGGGCUCGUCUUCAGGCAUGCUUACUAUGGGAGCACCUGCCAGUUCUAUCAUGAAAUGGCUGGUGUGGGGACUCCUGGCGAGCUCCUAUGCAGUAGCCCAGGUACAGAAUGAUCCCACUCUGGAUCAUCACUGGAAUCUUUGGAAGAAAACCUAUGGCAGACAAUACCAGGAAAAGAAUGAGGAAGUAGCAAGGCGUCUUAUCUGGGAAAAGAAUCUAAAGUCUGUGAUGCUUCACAAUCUGGAAUACUCAAUGGGAAUGCAUUCAUAUGAUCUAGGCAUGAACCAUCUGGCAGACAUGACCAGUGAAGAAGUGUCAUCUUUGAUGAGUUCCCUGAGAGUUCCCAGCCAAUGGCAGGCAAAUGUCACUUACAAGUCAAAUUCUAAUCAGAAAUUGCCUGAUUCUGUGGACUGGAGAGAGAAGGGGUGUGUUACUGAAGUGAAAUACCAGGGUGCUUGUGGUGCUUGUUGGGCAUUCAGUGCUGUGGGGGCCCUGGAAGCACAGCUGAAGCUGAAAACAGGAAAUCUGGUGUCUCUGAGUGCACAGAACCUGGUAGAUUGCUCAACUGAAAGAUAUGGAAAUAAAGGCUGCAAUGGUGGCUUCAUGACAGAGGCUUUCCAGUAUAUCAUUGAUAACAACGGCAUCGAUUCGGAAGUUUCCUAUCCUUACAAAGCCAUGGAUGGAAACUGCAGGUAUGACUCAAAACAUCGAGCUGCUACAUGUUCAAAGUAUACUGAACUUCCCUUUGGCAGUGAAGAUGCCUUGAAAGAAGCUGUGGCCAAUAAAGGACCUGUGUCUGUUGCUAUUGAUGCGAAACACUCUUCUUUCUUCCUGUAUAAAAGUGGUGUCUACUACGACCCAUCCUGUACUCAGAAUGUGAAUCAUGGUGUAUUAGUGGUUGGCUAUGGUAACCUUAAUGGAAGAGACUACUGGCUCGUGAAAAACAGCUGGGGCCUCAACUUUGGUGAGCAAGGAUAUAUUCGGAUGGCAAGAAACAGUGGAAAUCACUGUGGGAUUGCUAGUUAUCCCUCUUACCCAGAAAUCUAGAGGAUCUCUUCAUUUCAUAACAAGUCCAUAAAAUAUAACACUUUUUCUUAACUUAAUUUUACCUGCUAUAACCUGUAGAAAUAAGUGUGUCAUGAUCAACGUACAUUUACUGUAUGAAUAGAAUAUGUAGUUUGACUAUUUUUUUAGCUUUGCAGAUAUUGGAAAAAUUUUGCUACAUAAACUAAUAAUGUACUGUCUGGGUGCGCCUGGGUGGCUCAGUGGGUUAAAGCCUCUG
Lontra canadensis (Northern American river otter) is the source of this 1361-nucleotide messenger RNA. It is a transcript of the gene CTSS, whose product is annotated as cathepsin S. Gene Ontology annotation, molecular function: cysteine-type endopeptidase activity. Bases 98 to 1126 code for a protein of 342 amino acids. The record is from RefSeq and is a predicted model, not a curated record. Gene Ontology annotation, cellular component: lysosome. Gene Ontology annotation, biological process: immune response. The transcript is spliced from 8 exons. Lineage: Eukaryota; Metazoa; Chordata; Mammalia; Carnivora; Mustelidae.